Messenger RNA from Nanorana parkeri, 1689 nucleotides. RefSeq names its product suppressor of cytokine signaling 4 (gene SOCS4). Bases 269 to 1549 code for a protein of 426 amino acids. Gene Ontology annotation, biological process: phosphatidylinositol phosphate biosynthetic process; intracellular signal transduction. NCBI's taxonomy places the organism in Eukaryota, Metazoa, Chordata, Amphibia, Anura, Dicroglossidae. The transcript has 2 exons. Gene Ontology annotation, cellular component: phosphatidylinositol 3-kinase complex. Gene Ontology annotation, molecular function: 1-phosphatidylinositol-3-kinase regulator activity. The record is from RefSeq and is a predicted model, not a curated record.
UUGGGCAACGAGAGGUUAAAAGUAGCAGCGGUGCAUGCUGGGAGCGGAGGGCUGUCUGCCUCUGGGUAAUGUAGUUGUGUACACAGGAAAUGUCUCCUCUCACUGUGCACUGCUGCUCUGUCUCUGAUGGCUGCUGAACAUUUCGGCUCUGUCUUUGUCUAUCCGGCCACUUAAGAGCCCUUCGGAAUCUCCUGGAUGGACCGAGCUUCCAGGUAAUUCUGGAGAGAACCACACACACAAUCAACAGUAGGUCAUCUUUUUAUUGACAAUGGCUGAAAACCUUGAGGACAAACUCAGUGAUCUUGAUGUGAGACCUAAAAGCAGUCGCAGUAGAAGUGCGGACAGGAAAGAUGGCUACCUUUGGAGUGGCAAGAAGAAGUUGAACAAAAAUGGAUCUGAUGGAGAUGCUGAGACUGUGCCAGAGAAGGCAGAAGGUCCCUCAAAAAGCCAAGAGAGGAAGCCCAGUUGUUCAUCCUUUGAACUUGACUUGGACCGCUCCUGUGGACAUAAGCUGUUGGGGAGGUCUUUAAAGCAAAAACUGCAAGAUGCUGUUGGGCAAUGCUUCCCCAUAAAAACGUGCAGCAGCCGCCACUCAUCCGUAUUGUCUUCCAAAAGGAAAAUUCAUAUCAGCGAAUUAAUGCUGGACAAAUGCCCUUUCCCUCCAAAGUCUGACCUUGCUUAUCGCUGGCAUUUCAUCAAACGGCACACGGCUCCGGUCAACCAGUCCCAGAAACAGUGGGUUAUUAGGGAUGCUCCUAAAUUAGAACCAAUAGACAUGGCCGACCAGAGCUCGGAUUGUGGAGAGGACAUCUUGUCUGACGAGCCUCUUUUUUCUUGUGAGGCAAGCUGUGGUUCGGUGGAGUCCUUCACCAAGGUGGUGAGGAGCAGCAAGGAGGACAGCGAUAAUGACUCGGACGACGAGGUCCUAACACUGUGCGCCAGCUCAAGAAAGAGAAACAAACCCAAAUGGGAAAUGGAGGAUGAGAUUUUCCACCCUGCCACCCCACCUAAAUAUCACACGCAGAUAGAUUACGUCCAUUGCCUUGUCCCAGACCUCUUUCAGAUCAAUACCAACCCAUGUUAUUGGGGGGUGAUGGAUAGAUACGCAGCAGAGGCGCUCUUGGAAGGUAAGCCCGAGGGGACAUUCUUACUGAGGGACUCUGCUCAAGAGGACUAUUUAUUUUCUGUGAGUUUCCGACGCUACAGCCGCUCCCUGCAUGCCAGGAUUGAACAAUGGAACCACAACUUUAGCUUUGAUGCUCAUGACCCCUGUGUGUUCCACGCGCCCAAUGUCACAGGGUUGUUAGAACAUUACAAAGACCCCAGUUCCUGUAUGUUCUUCGAACCCCUCCUGUCCAGUCCCCUCCACAGGACAUUUCCCUUCUCCUUGCAGCACAUCUGCAGGUCCGUAAUCUGCAGCUCCACCAAUUACGACGGCAUUGAUGCCCUGCCCGUCCCGUCUUCCAUGAAACUUUAUUUGAAAGAGUAUCAUUACAAGUCCAAAGUGAGGGUGCGCCGCGUGGACUUACCAGAGCGGCAUCAAAAGUGAUACGACUCAUAUGACAUAUUUUUAUGCUUUGGUCUUUUGACCUGUUUUCUACAAGAAAGCUUGUAAUCUAUCACAAUAAACUUCCUAAGCCGCAAAUGUAUUAUUUUUGUAGUGGUAAAUCGAGGAAGUGAUCUGUAACA